Molecule: messenger RNA, 651 nt
Organism: Selaginella moellendorffii
Lineage: Eukaryota; Viridiplantae; Streptophyta; Lycopodiopsida; Selaginellales; Selaginellaceae
Product: phospholipase A1-Igamma3, chloroplastic-like
Exons: 1
Coding region: 1-651 (216 amino acids)
Molecular function (GO): glycerophospholipase activity
Source: RefSeq, a predicted model, not a curated record
AUGGCACGAGUUCCAUUGUCACUGUCAUUCAAGAGAAGGACGUUGGAGAGAGAAGGAGAUUCAUUGUCAUUCUCAUUCAAGAGAAGAACGUUGGAGAGAUCUGAAGGAGAUGGUCAUGGCGCGCGCGUUGUGGAGCUGGAGGAGAGGCAGCUGGUGCUGAGCUCAGGCUGGCGGGAUGCAUGCCACUGGAGUCCGCUCCUCCCGCCCGCCAACGCCUCCAUCGACGAGCGGCUCCGGCGGGAGAUCAUCCGAUACGGCGAAUUCGCGGAGGCUUGCUUCGACGGCUUCGAAUACAGCGAGGGCUCGGAAUUCUGUGGAGACACAAAGUUCUCCAAGGAGGAGCUCCUCCAAUCCGUGGGACUCCCAAGCACGGGAUACGAAAUCACGGCCUAUCUCUACGCGACAUCGCAGCUGGGCUUGCCCAGUUUCUUCAAGCGCUCCAAUUCCAACGCCCAACCCGGCGACGACUCGUGGACGUCGGACACCAACUGGAUGGGCUUCGUGGCGGUUGCCACGUCGGACGAGGCCAUCCGACGGUUGGGACGCUGCGACAUUGUGGUGGCCUGGCGCGGGACGGUGACGCAGCUCGAGUGGAUCGGGAACCUCAAGGAUCUCCUCCGUCGACCCCACGGCCCAAAGUUCCAGGGGUGA